Cannabis sativa is the source of this 1540-nucleotide messenger RNA. Its product is annotated as secretory carrier-associated membrane protein 3. The record is from RefSeq and is a predicted model, not a curated record. The transcript has 12 exons. Gene Ontology annotation, biological process: protein transport. Bases 474 to 1346 code for a protein of 290 amino acids. NCBI's taxonomy places the organism in Eukaryota, Viridiplantae, Streptophyta, Magnoliopsida, Rosales, Cannabaceae. Gene Ontology annotation, cellular component: recycling endosome membrane; trans-Golgi network membrane.
CCAAAACCAUAAUAGUAUAUUUUUUAACAUCUCUCUCUCAAAAAAAGAAAAUAGUAUAUUUUUUAAAAUAAAUAAAUAAAAGAAAAAAAAGAAAUGCCGCGUGGACUGGAGAAGGCGACUUUAUUUCCAUCUCCCGCUGUUUUCGAAUUCUCUUUUUAAAUUUGUUUAAUAGACCGUAGACAAGUCCAAAAGUCCAACCUUUUUAUUUCUCCAUCUAAAUAAUAAUUAACAAAAUCAUAAACAAAAUUAUAUUUCUCUCUCUAACAUUUCAUUGUCUCUGUUACUAUAUCACAUUCCUUUACUGCCAAGACAAAGCUAUCAUUUUUUUUUAAUAAAUAAAUAAAUUUUGUGAUAUGAGCUUAUUCUAAUCCUUUACCUUUCCGUACAGUCCUAGGUUAAAUUGGUCUCUCAGAUUACUUCUGUGUCCAUUUGUUUUUUCAUCUGUCUAGAAUUGAUUAACCUCCUCUGUAACCAUGGCUGGUCGCUAUGAUCACAACCCUUUUGCCGAAGAAGAAGAAGAAGUCAACCCUUUCUCGAAUCCUGGAACUGCUGCGACAGCCAAUAACUCAAGGUUAUCUCCUCUCCCUCCUGAGCCUGUUGAUUUCAAUUAUGGCAGAGGUUCCACAGUUGAUAUCCCUAUGGAUUCGACUAAGGAUUUGAGAAAGAAAGAGAAGGAACUCCAAGCAAAAGAAGCUGAAUUGAGAAGGCGUGAGCAGGAUCUAAGACGGAGAGAAGAAGCUGCAGCUCGGGCUGGAAUAGUUAUUGAGGAGAAAAAUUGGCCACCUUUCUUUCCAAUAAUUCAUCAUGAUAUUGGAAACGAAAUACCAAUACACUUACAGAAAAUGCAGUAUCUUGCAUUCUCAACAUGGUUAGGAUUGACAGUUUGCCUUGUCUGGAAUAUCGUAGCAGUUACAACAGCAUGGAUUAAAGGAGAAGGGGUGAAGAUUUGGUUCUUAGCUCUUAUCUACUUCAUAUCAGGGGUCCCAGGUUCUUAUGUGCUGUGGUACCGUCCAUUAUACCGUGCUUUUAGGACUGAAAGUGCUUUUAAGUUUGGAUGGUUUUUCUUGUUUUAUCUGCUUCAUAUCGGCUUCUGCAUCUUCUCUGCGGUUGCUCCUCCUAUUGUUUUCAAAGGAAAAUCUCUCACUGGUAUUCUUCCUGCAAUUGAUCUUAUUGGGGGGAAUGCUUUGGUUGGGAUCUUUUACUUCAUCGGGUUUGGCUUGUUUUGCUUGGAGUCUUUAGUCAGUGUCUGGGUUAUUCAGCAAGUAUACAUGUACUUCCGAGGGAGUGGUAAGGCUGCUGAGAUGAAGCGAGAAGCUGCAAGAGAAGCCAUGAGGGCAGCACUAUGAAGCAAUUCACAUUCACCAGCUGAGCUGUGCUGCUAUGCUAGUCUUUGAAAAUGGAAUGAAAUUAGAUUGUAUAUGCACUCACUAUGCGUUGCCCUUAGUCGUAGCCAUACAAAUGUUUGUUUGCUGCUUUUGUUCAUAUUUGUUCAUCACAAUGACACCGAUUCUUACAUACAUACUAUAGUUGGUUUUUGCUA